Salmo salar (Atlantic salmon) is the source of this 14459-nucleotide messenger RNA. The record is from RefSeq and is a predicted model, not a curated record. Lineage: Eukaryota; Metazoa; Chordata; Actinopteri; Salmoniformes; Salmonidae.
AUGACGAUGAUGACCAAGAAUGACUACGAUGAUCUUGAUUUUAGGCGGCAGAAUGCAAACCUCAGCUCUUUCUCCUCUAAAACCAAAUGUCCCUCGCUCCCUUCUUCCAGCGCCAUGGCCGAGGGCGGCAGCAGCAGCACUAGUGGAGGGGUGCGUGUUCCCCAGGACACCAAGACAGGGGCUGCGUUGGCAGAUGAGAGGGUGGACUUUCUCCGGGAGCAGACUGACAAGUGGAAUCGUUUCAUUGGGGCGGAGGAGAACCAGAGGAUUCUACUGGAUUUCCUGGACCAUGUCUGGAGUGACCGACUACUGCUCUUCACUGGUCCUGGGGGAACCCUACACGCUGGAGACGCACAGACGUCAGCCCCCUGGAAGACCAAGCUGAUGUGUGUGCUGAAGAAGGGCGUCCUGAGGAUCACCAUGCAGGACUUCAGGACUCAGCUGUGGCUGGGGGAGGUCUCCGGACACCCCAUGGAGCACAUGCCUCUCCUCAUCUCUGAGGUUCUGGUGUCAGUGUUAUCUAACUCUCUGAACCACGGCGGUUGGCCUCGGGUGGUGUCUGAGGACAUACACAGACAGCUGGAGCAGUUGAGGAGCAAAGUGGUCACUCUGAGAGGCAGGGCAGAGGGACGCACCCUGCUGCCCCUACCACUGUGUGUGGAGAGAGCUCAGCCACAGGACAUGCUGCUCAGCUCUAAUGGCUGGCCGAUAGACCGGGCUCUGCUGUACUCCAUAGAGACCCUGGUAAUCCAGUGGUCCGGUCAGAUCUGGACCGUCCUGAAGAGGGAUUCCAGCAUGGUGCUGCAGCAGGGGGACCACCCGGGCCCCAGCGCGGAGCUCCACUUCUGGGCCUGUCAGAGAGGCAACCUGCUAGGCGUCCAUUCACAGAUCAUGAACCCUAAGGUGGAACAGAUCAUGGAGAUUCUGAGGAGGAUCAAGAGCAGUUACUACGCCUCCUUCCGCGACAUCUGCCUCAAAGUCAACCAGGCGGUUUUAGAGGCUGAGGAUAUAGACCUGUACCUGAGACCCCUGAGGAGACUGAUCAGUUGUUUUGAGGAGGGGAGUUUCAACAAGCUAGAGAUGCUGUUACCUCCUCUCUUCCACACUCUGUGUCUCAUCUGGAGCCGCUCCCAAUACUACUGCCGCCCUCCACGCAUGGUGCUCCUACUGCAGGAGUUCUGCAAUUUACUCAUCGAGAAGGCGUUUGCCUAUCUGAUCCCAGAGGAGCUGUUUAAGAUGGAACUGGAAGAAGGAGUGGAGAGGGUUCAGAUGACCAUCGGUGUUCUGCGGAGCUUCAAGCGCCUAUUCCACACACACCGCCAGCGCAUCCCUCAGUACUACCGCAGCGGGGAGACUGUCAAACAAUGGGACUUCCCUUCCACUCUGGUCUUCCACAGGGCUGACCAAGUACUGGACAGGCUGCUCAUGAUCGAGGAGCUGUUUGCGUCUGCGCUGGAUUUCCUGAAGCUGGAGAAGGUUGAGCUGGGAGGGUCGAGGGGGAAGAUCCUCAGUGAGAUGGUGUUCAGCAUGAACGAGGAGUUCCACGACGGCUGGAGAACUCUGAGGGAGAGCAAAUACGACCCGCUGGACUACACUAAAGAGGUGAAGCUCGACUUCCUAGUGGACUACAGGCGUUUCAUGGAGCAGAACAGAGACUUUGACCAGAGGCUGGGGACCGUUCUCAACCUGGCCUUCCAACACUCUAAAGGCCUGGAGUCUGCCUUCAAGCUCCUCCAGAUCUUUGGCACCCUCUUAGAGAGACCCAGGAUCAACCAGCUGUUCUCCCCAAACUACAGCACCCUGCUGGGCAUGUUCAACACUGAGAUAGACCACUGCCAGCUCAUACUGGACCAGCAGAGAGAGCGGUUGCGGUCGGGCUGUGUGGUCCUGAGUAAGAACAUGCCACCAGUCGCUGGCAACCUGAAGUGGUCGCAGGAGCUACGAGACCGCAUCCUGAUUAACCGCAGCAACCUCAACCAUCUCAUACGCAUGCCACUGGGUUCUGCAGAGGCAGAGCAGGUUCUCCAGAAGUGUGAGAGGGUUCUAGAGGUUCUAGACCAGCACGAUGAGGAGCUGUUCUCCGUGUGGACGGAGGGGUUGGAGGAACUGUGUAACACACACCUCCAAGAACCACUACUCACCCUGGAUCAAGAGACAGGACUGUUCCAGGUCAACUUCAGCCCUGCACUGACCUCAGUGCUGAGGGAGGUGAAGUAUCUGAGCAUGUUGAAGAACCACAGCAUCCCUAAAGCUGCUCUACACCUCUACUCCAAACGAGAGACACUCUAUAUGUACACCCAGACCUUGGCCCUGAUAACCCAGUGGUACAAUCGGCUGCACAGCACCAUCCUGGCUGUGGAGCUGGGAUUGGUUAAGGAGGAGAUGGGCGGGACCAGACGGCAGCUAAAGCCCGCUCUCCAAGAACUGACCUGGAGUAGGGAUGACCUGUGGGACUACGUCCAGACCACACGAGACCUGGUGCAGGACGUGUCCAGUAGGGUCCAGUCCAGUAAGGCUAAUGUUGAGGCCAUUCAGGCUCUGAUGGGGAAGUUCAGUCACCAGGCCUUCAUCACCAGGAAGACCAGGGGUUCUACCCUCCUCAUCCUCACUGACAUGGAGGAGAGCAUCAGCAAACAGUACACACUCAUCACCAACACAGGGGAGCAGAUACACACACUGCUAAAGGAGAACCUUGCUCUGUUAGGAGUGUCAGCCCCAGACUGUGCCGAGUGGAGGUCCUACACUGACUAUGUUGACCGCAUGGUUCUAGCAGGGUUCUCCAGUGCGGUACGCUGUUCCCUACAGUACCUGAUCGAGAACACUGACCCAGCCCUUCGCAUCGCCCCGCUCUUCGAGGUCCAGCUGGUCCUCAACGCCAACGAGAUGACCUUCGAACCCUCGCUGGACAUCAGUCACCAGGGAAACUUCUAUGACAUCAUCGACAAGAUGGUGGGUGAUAUCACUAAGAUGGCAUCGUUCAUACCCCGCGUGGCCAAGCAUAAACAGAUGGACAACUAUCAGUCUGACAUAGACAGGAUGGCCGACCUGUUAGAGCUGGGCCAGGUCAUCAGAGGCCGUGCCCGAUCGACCAUUUCUAAGGUCAGAGAGUACCAGGUGUCAUUCUCCAGCUACCGCUACCUCUGGACAGAUGACAGGUCAGAGUUCAUGAGACAGUUCCUGCUGUAUGGUCAUGUCCUGAGCACAGAGGAGGCUGAGCUCUACGCAGACUAUGAACUGGCCAAGAACCCACCCACACUGGACAACUUUAAAGAACAGAUCAGCCUGUUUGAGUCUCUAUACGUGCGGGUCAGUAAGCUGGAGGACAGGAGAGUGUUCUGUGGCUGGCUGCAGCUGGACAUCAAGCCCUUCAAACUGGCCCUGAUGAACAUCAUCAAGAGGUGGAGCUGGAUGUUCAAAGAGCACCUACUCAACCAUGUCAAUCAGAGUGUGAGCGACCUGGCGUUGUUUGUCCAGAACACAUCUUGUGGUCUGUCCAAUAAGGUCUCAGACGGGGACUAUGCUGGUCUGGUGGACAUUAUGGGUCAUCUGAUGGCCAUACGGGACAGACAGAUCAGUGCUGACCAACACUUCAAACCACUCAAGUCCACCACUGAUCUACUCAAGACCUAUGGACAGCAGCUACCAGGAAGUGUCUAUACACAGCUGGAGGAGCUGCCUGAGAAGUGGAAGAGUCUGAAAAAGGUCGCGUUUACAGUGAAACACGAGGUGGCCCCACUGCAGUCCAACGAGGUCUCCGUCAUACGUAGGAAGUGUGUCCGCUUUGAGAUCAAGCAGCACGAGUUCAGAGAGCAGUUUCGCUCGGAGGUCAUCUUCAGAAUAGACGUGGAGGAGCCUUAUAAGCUGAUUGACAAGUCUAACCGUGUUGUAGCAGUGUUGGAGGCAGAGAUGCGUAAGCUCCAGGACACAGCUGAUCUGUUCGAGGUCAGUUUCCCUGACUACAAGCAGCUCCGCCAGUGUCGCUCUGACAUCAUCCUGGUCAAAGCCGUCUGGGACAUGGUCAUCUUCGUCAAGACCAGUAUAGAGGACUGGACUAAGACCCCGUGGAAAGAGAUUAACGUGGAGCAGAUGGACAUGGAGCUGAGGAGAUUUGCUAAGGAGAUGAAGACCCUGGAUAAGGAGGUGCGUGUGUGGGAUGUGUAUCUGGGUCUGGAGUCGACGGUGAAGAACCUGCUGACGUCUCUUAGAGCGGUCAACGAGCUGCAGAACCCUGCUGUCAGAGAGAGACACUGGCAACAACUCAUGAACACCACCGGGGUGCGGUUUGUGAUGUGGGAGGGGACCACUCUGGGAGACCUACUGGAGCUGCAGCUCCACAGGGUGGAGGACGAGGUCAAAAACAUAGUGGACAAGGCAGUCAAAGAGAUGGCCAUAGAGAAGGUGCUAGCUGAGAUUACUCAGACGUGGAGUGUGAUGGCGUUGUCUUAUGAGAAGCACCCCAGUAUAGAAACUCCACUGCUCAAGUCGGACGAAAACCUGAUUGAGACGCUGGAAGACAACCAGGUGCAGCUGCAAAACAUCCUGAUGAGUAAGUAUGUGGAGUACUUCCAGGCGGAGGUGAGUGGCUGGCAGAGGAGGCUAAUGGUGGCAGACCUGGUCAUCUCCUCCUGGAUGUCUGUCCAGAGGACCUGGGCCCACCUCAACAGCAUCUUCACCAACAGCCACGACAUACGCUCUCAACUAGCCCACGAUGCUGAGCGCUUCCAGGGCAUACACUCCGACUUCCAGAACAUGAUGACAGAGGUUGUCCAGACCCGUAACGUGGUGGAGGUCACCAACCAACCUGGCUUCCUGGAGAAACUAGAGGCUCUGCAGCAAAGGCUGUCAGUGUGUGAGAAGGCCCUGGCUGAGUAUCUGGAAACCAAAAGACUGACGUUCCCUCGGUUCUACUUUGUCUCUGCUACAGACCUACUGGAGAUUGUCUCCAAGGGAACACAGCCCAAACAGGUUACCAGGCACCUGUUGAAGCUGUUUGAUAAUGUGGCGGACCUUCGCUUCCAAGACUCAGAGAAAGCGGGAGAGGAGGAGGGAGGAGAAAAGAAAGAGGGAGAGGAGGAUGAGGGGGAGGCAGUUGCCAUAGGAAUGUACAGUAGAGAAGGGGAGUACGUACCCUUCUCCGAACCCUGCAUCUGCCAAGGACAGGCAGAGUGCUGGCUGAGUGAACUGGAGCGGACUAUGCGCUCUACAGUCCAGAGGGAGAUCCAAGAAGCCGUCGCUGCUUAUGAGGACAAACCCAGAGACCAGUGGCUGUUUGACUAUCCAGCACAGGUUGGUCUGACUGGCAGCCAGGUGUGGUGGGCGACAGACGUGGGCAUCGCCUUUGAGAGGGUGGAGGAGGGCUUUGAGACUGCCCUGAAAGACUACAACAGAAAGCAGAUCACCCAGCUGAACUCCCUGAUCCAUAUGCUCCUGGGAGACCUGACUCCAGGUGACAGACAGAAGAUCAUGACCUUGUGCACCAUCGACGUGCACGCUCGCGACGUGGUCGCCAAACUCAUAGCACAGAAGGUGACAACGGGACAGGCGUUUGCAUGGCUGUCCCAGCUGCGCCAUCGUUGGGAUGACGUGACGAGACACUGUUACAUCAACAUCUGUGAUGCUCAGUUCCAGUUCUCAUACGAGUACCUGGGCAAUACCAACAGACUGGUCAUCACUCCACUCACUGACAGGUGUUACAUCACUCUGACCCAGUCUCUCCACCUGACGAUGAGUGGCGCCCCCUCUGGUCCAGCAGGAACUGGGAAGACUGAAACCACCAAGGACCUGGGCCGCUCCUUAGGCAUCAUGGUCUAUGUAUUCAACUGCUCCGAACAGAUGGACUACAAGUCCAUAGGGAACAUCUAUAAAGGUCUGGCCCAGACGGGCGUGUGGGGCUGUUUUGACGAGUUCAACAGGAUCUCUGUGGAGGUGCUAUCUGUGGUGGCGGUACAGGUCAAAACCAUACAGGACGCCAUCAGGAACAAGAGACAGAGGUUCCAUUUCCUGGGUGAGGAGAUCGAGCUGAGGCCGACCGUAGGGAUUUUUAUCACUCUGAACCCAGGCUACGCUGGGAGAACUGAACUACCAGAGAACCUCAAGGCCUUGUUCAGGCCGUGUGCGAUGGUGAUUCCUGACUAUGAGUUGAUCUGUGAGAUCAUGCUGGUUGCUGAGGGAUUCAUCGACGCUCGCCUGCUCGCACGCAAGUUCAUCAGCCUGUACACACUCUGCAAGGAGCUGCUCUCUAAACAGGACCACUAUGACUGGGGCCUGAGGGCCAUCAAGUCAGUGCUGGUGGUGGCUGGAUCACUGAAGAGAGAAGACAGGAGCAGACCAGAAGAACAGGUCCUGAUGCGAGCGUUGAGGGACUUUAACCUUCCCAAAAUAGUGACCAGUGACGUCCCUAUAUUCCUGGGUCUGAUCAGUGACCUGUUUCCCCAGCUGGAUGUCCCCAGGAAGAGAGACCCAGAGCUGGAGACAGCUGUACGACAGUCAGUCAGUGAACUACACCUGCAACCUGAGGAGAACUUUAUACUCAAGGUGACUCAGUUGGAGGAGCUGCUGGAUGUCAGACACUCAGUGUUUGUAGUAGGAGGAGCUGGGACAGGGAAGAGCCAGAUUUUGAAGACCCUCCACAGAACGUAUGCUAAUCUGAGGAUGAAGCCUGUGUGGCACGACAUCAACCCUAAAGCUGUGACCACAGACGAACUGUUUGGCUAUCUACACCCUGCUACCAGAGAAUGGAAGGACGGUCUACUUGCUGUUCGGGUUUGGUCAAUGUUGAUUACAUUUAUUUUGGUCAUUUUAGGCCUGUUCUCCUCCACUAUGAGGGAGCUGACACGACAGGUGGGCCAUGACGGGCCCAAGUGGAUUGUUCUGGAUGGAGACAUAGACCCCAUGUGGAUAGAAUCCCUCAACACUGUCAUGGAUGACAACAAGGUGUUAACCUUGGCCAGUAAUGAGCGUAUCAGUCUAUCUUCCUCCAUGCGUCUGCUUUUUGAGAUCAGCCAUUUGAGAGCGGCAACCCCAGCCACAGUCUCCCGCGCCGGGAUACUAUACGUCAAUCCACAAGACCUGGGCUGGAGCUCGUACGUCACAAGUUGGAUUGACACCAGGCAGGCCCAAUCAGAGCGAGCCAACUUGACCAUCCUGUUUGACAAGUACGUCCCCUACUGCCUGGAGCAGGUCCGCUGUAACCUCAAGACCAUCACUCCUAUACCUGAGAACAGCAUGGUGCAGACGCUAUGUUCCUUGUUGGACUGCCUGCUGACAGAAGACAACACUCCUCCUGACUCUCCCAGAGAACUCUAUGAGAUCUACUUUGUCUUCGCCUGCGUCUGGGCCUUUGGAGGAGCUCUGUUCCAGGACCACUUGAUAGACUAUCGAGCUGAGUUCAGUCGCUGGUGGUCGAAGGAGAUGAGAGCGGUGAAGUUCCCUUCGCAGGGCACAGUGUUCGACUACUUCAUAGACUCAGACACUAAGAAGUUCAGUCCCUGGAUUGAGAAGACGCCCCAGUUUGAGCUGGAGCCUGAUGUCCCCCUACAGACGGUGCUAGUCCACUCGGCAGAGACCAUCUGUCUGACGUACUUCAUAGACCUGCUGUUGCAGAGAGGCAAGCCUGUGAUGUUGGUGGGGAACGCUGGAGUAGGGAAGACCAUCCUGGUGUCUGAUAAAGUAGCCAAGCUAAAGGAGGACUACAUGGUGGCUAAAGUCCCCUUCAACUACUACACCACCUCGGCUAUGCUACAGCGUGUGUUAGAGAAGCCUCUAGAGAAGAAGGCAGGGCGUAACUAUGCUCCUCCUGGAACCAAGAAACUCAUCUACUUCAUAGACGACCUCAACAUGCCUGAGGUGGAUGUGUAUGGUACUGUCCAGCCACACACACUCAUACGCCAGCACCUGGACUACAACCACUGGUAUGACAGACAGAGGCUGGUGCUGAAAGAGAUCCAUAACUGCCAGUACAUCACCUGUAUGAACCCUACAGCAGGGAGCUUCUCAGUCAACCCCAGACUACAGAGGCAUUUCUCAGUGUUUGCGGUUCAUUUCCCUAGCGCUGAGGCGCUAGCCACCAUCUUCACUAGCAUCCUGUCAGCCCAUUUCCUCCAGGGGGGCUUCAGCUAUGGCGUCUCGCGCUCUGUAGGAACAUUAAUACAGGCAGCCAUCUGUCUCCAUCAGAAGAUCAGUCAGAACUUCCUCCCCACGGCCAUACGCUUCCACUAUAUCUUCAACCUGAGGGACCUCUCCAACAUCUUCCAGGGUAUUCUGUUUGCCCUGCCAGAUUGUGUGCGUUACCCCAUAGACCUGGUCCAUCUGUGGCUCCAUGAGUCGUCCCGGGUCUACUCUGACAAACUGAUGGAGGAGAAGGAUGUAGAACUCUUCAACAAGAUCCUACUGGACACUGGCAAGAGAUACUUUGAGGGUAUAGAUGAGUCUAUUUUCAUCCACCAGCCCCUGGUGUACUGUCACUUUGCCCAUGGGGUGGGGGAGCCCAGGUACCACCAGGCAUCAGACUGGGAGAAGCUCCAGAAGACCCUGACUGAUGCUCUGGAACACUACAACGAGCUGCAUGCUGUCAUGAACCUGGUGCUCUUUGAGGAGGCCAUGCAGCAUGUAUGUCGUAUCAGUCGUAUCCUGGAGGCCCCCCAUGGUAAUGCUCUGCUGGUGGGGGUGGGAGGCAGUGGGAAGCAGAGUCUGUGUCGCCUCGCUGCCUUCCUCAGUACCCUGGAGGUGUUCCAGAUUACACUGAGGAAGGGCUACGGGAUACAUGACCUACGGAGUGAUAUAGCAGCGCUGUAUAUCAAGGUGGGGGUGAAGAAUAUUGGGACAGUCUUCCUCCACACAGACGCCCAGAUCCCAGACGAACGCUUCCUGGUCCUCAUCAACGACAUGCUGGCAUCAGGGGACAUCCCAGACCUGUUCAGUGAGGAGGAAGUGGACAUGAUCGUGACGUCCAUCCGUAUGGAGCUAAGAGGACUGGGCCUGAUUGACACCAGAGACAACUGCUGGGCCUUCUUCAUCGAGAGGAUACGGAGGCAGCUCAAGGUGGUCCUGUGUUUUUCCCCGGUAGGGUUCACCCUGCGUACCCGUGCUCGUAAGUUCCCGGCCCUGGUCAACUGUACAGCCAUAGACUGGUUCCACUCCUGGCCUCAGCUGGCCCUACAGUCUGUCAGCACCACCUUCAUAGAGAAGAUACCUGAUCUGGAGCCGGAUGUCCGUGCGUCCAUCAGUGAGUUUAUCUCCUACGCCCAUACUAGUGUUAACGAGGUGAGUGUGAAGUACCAGCAGAACGAGAAGCACUUCAACUACACCACUCCCAAGAGCUUCCUAGAGUUUAUGAAGCUGUACGGUAACCUACUGGGGACAAAACGCAGAGAGCUCACUCAGAAGAUGGAGAGACUGGAGAACGGCCUGCAGAAACUACAGACCACAGCCUCACAGGUGGAGGAUCUAAAGGCUAAGUUAGCGGUCCAGGAAGUAGAGUUGUGGCAGAGGAACACAGACACAGAGGCUCUCAUCACUAAGAUCGGCCAGCAGACAGACAAACUCAACCAGGAGAGGGCUGUGGCAGACGCAGAGGAACAGAGGGUAGGAACCAUCCAGGCUGAGGUGACCAUGCAGCAACAGCAGAGUGAAGAGGACCUGGCGAAGGCUGAACCUGCCUUACAGGCAGCUAACGCAGCCCUCAACACACUCAACAGGCUGAACCUGACAGAGUUGAAGACGUUCCCUAACCCCCCAGCCAUAGUGACUAACGUGUCUGCUGCUGUCAUGGUGCUACUGGCUCCUCAUGGUAAAUUACCCAAAGACCGCAGCUGGAAGGCAGCAAAAGUAGUCAUGAGCAAGGUGGAUGACUUCCUACAGGCGUUGGUGAACUUUGACAAGGAGCACAUCCCAGAAUCGACAGUGAGGUGCGUGAGAGAUGAGUACCUCAGUGACCCAGAGUUUAACCCUGAGUUUGUCAGACUCAAAUCAUCCGCCGCCGCCGGUCUCUGUGCCUGGGUCCUCAACAUCAUACGCUUCCACGAGGUGUUCUGUGAGGUGGAGGUGAAGAAGCUGUGUCUCUCUCAGGCUAAUGCUGACCUGGCUGAGGCUGCAGACAAACUAGAAGCCAUUAGGAAGAAACUAGCUGAGUUGGACUGUAGUCUGGACACCCUGACUGCUGCGUUUGAGAAGGCUACCUCUGAGAAGCUUCGCUGUCAGGACGAGGUCAACCACACCAACAAGACCAUCGAACUGGCCAAUCGCCUCGUCAAAGGACUCGAGUCGGAGAAUGUGCGUUGGGCCCACUCUGUAGCCGGGUACCAUGAGCAGGAGGAGACUCUGUGUGGAGACAUUCUGCUGACUGCAGCCUUCAUCUCCUACGCCGGAUCCUUCUCUAAGAAGUACCGCAGAGAACUACUGGAGAACCUCUGGAUGCCCUUCCUACGUGGCCAGAAGAUCCCCAUCCCAAUGACGGAGGGGUUAGAUCCAGUGUGUAUGCUGACUGAUGAUGCUACCGUGGCUCAGUGGAACAACGAGGGGUUGCCGGGAGACAAGAUGUCCACUCAGAACGCCACCAUCCUCACCAACUGUGAACGCUGGCCACUGCUUAUUGACCCCCAACUGCAGGGCUUCAAGUGGAUCAAGAUUCGUUAUGGCAACAGCCUCAAGGUGGUCAGCCUGGGAGAGAAAGGGUAUGUGGAUGUGAUAGAGCAGGCUGUUGUGACAGGAGACACUGUCCUCAUAGAGAAUCUGGAGGAGUCCAUCGACCCUGUCAUAGACCCUCUACUAGGACGACACACUAUCAAGAAGGGCAGUUGUAUAAAGGUGGGGGAUAAAGAGUGUUUCUUCCACCCAGCGUUCAGACUGAUCCUCCACACUAAGCUGGCUAACCCUCACUAUAAGCCUGAGAUCCAGGCCCAGACCACCCUCAUCAACUUCACUGUUACAAGAGACGGCCUGGAGGACCAGCUGUUGGCCCAGGUGGUCAAUCUGGAGAGGCCCGACCUCGAGCACCUCAAGAGUGACCUGACCAAGCAGCAGAACCUGUUCAAGAUAGAGCUGAAGCUGUUGGAGGACGAGCUGCUGGGCCGUCUCUCUGCUGCUGAGAGCAACUUCCUAGGAGACAACGUCCUGGUGGAGAAACUAGAGACCACCAAACACACGGCCGCAGAGAUCGAGAUGAAGGUUCUGGAGGCGAAGGUGAACGAGGUGAAGAUCAACGAGGCCAGAGAACACUACCGCCCCGUAGCAGUCAGAUCCUCUCUGCUCUACUUCAUCAUGAACGACCUCAACAAGAUCAACCCCAUGUACCAGUUCAGCCUCAAGGCGUUUAACGUGGUGUUCCACAAGGCGGUGGAGCAGGCAGAGGUGUGUGAGGACGUGAGGAGCAGAGUCAACACUCUAAUAGACGGCAUCACCUACUCCACCUUCAACUACAUCAGCAGAGGCCUGUUUGAGAGAGACAAACUCACCUUCACCGCUCAACUCGCCUUCCAGUUGUUACUGAUGAGUAAGGAGAUAGACGUACGAGAACUAGACUUCCUGCUCCGCUUCAACAUCGACCACAGCUACAUCUGUCCUGUAGACUUCCUCUCCAACCAGGCCUGGAGCGCCAUCAAGACAAUGAGUUUCACUGAUGAGUUUCGUGGUUUGGAUCGGGACAUCGAGGGCUCCCCUAAACGCUGGAAAAAGGUGGUAGAGUCCGAGUGUCCGGAGAAAGAGAAGUUUCCUCAGGAGUGGAAAGCAAAAAGUUCCCUACAGAAACUCAUUAUGAUGAGAGCCCUGAGACCUGAUAGGAUGACUUACGCUGUCAGGAACUUUGUGGAGGAGAAGUUGGGGGUGAAGUAUACAGAGAGGAGGAAGACUGAGUUUGCAAAGUCCUUCAGAGAGAGUGGACCUGCCUCGCCUGUCUUCUUCAUCCUGUCUCCCGGAGUAGACCCUCUCAAAGACGUGGAGUCACUGGGCAGGAAGUUAGGAUUCACCAUAGACCUGGGGAAGCUCCACAAUGUGUCUUUGGGUCAGGGCCAGGAGGCUGUGGCUGAGGUUGCCAUGGAGAUGGCUGCUAAGGAGGGACACUGGGUCAUCCUACAGAAUAUCCACCUGGUGGCUCGCUGGCUGGGGUCGUUGGAGAAGCUUCUGGAACGGUGCUGUGAGGGCAGUCACCAGGACUACAGAGUGUUUAUGAGUGCUGAGCCUGCCCCUACACCACAGGAGCACAUCAUCCCUCAGGGCAUCCUGGAGAAUGCCAUCAAGAUCACCAACGAGCCUCCCACUGGCAUGCAUGCCAACCUUCACGCUGCUCUGGACAACUUUGACCAGGAUAUUUUGGAUCAGUGCAGUAGAGAGCAGGAGUUUAAGACCAUCCUGUUCUCUCUGUGUUAUUUUCAUGCCUGUGUGGCUGAGAGGCGCAAGUUCGGUCCUCAGGGUUGGAACAGGAAAUACCCCUUUAACACUGGAGACCUCACCAUCUCUGUCAAUGUGCUCUACAACUACCUGGAGGCCAACUCACAGGUGCCGUGGGAGGACUUGCGCUAUCUGUUUGGAGAGAUCAUGUACGGAGGUCACAUCACAGACGACUGGGACAGAAGACUCUGUCGAACCUACCUGGAGGAAUACAUGCAGCCCAACCAGUCUGACAGGAAGUUGGCUCUGGCGCCGGGCUUUGUGGUUCCCUCCAACCUGGACUACCAGGGUUACCACGGUUACAUAGAUGAGAUGCUGCCCCAUGAGAGCCCGGUGCAUUAUGGGCUACACCCCAAUGCAGAGAUAGAGUUUCUGACGGUGACCUCUGAUAACCUCUUCCACACACUGCUGGAGCUGCAGUCACCUGACUCUGUGAUGGGAGAGGGGGCUUCACAGACCGUAGAGGAGAAGGUGAAGACCAUCCUAGACGAGGUGUUGGAGAAGCUUCCAGAAGAGUACAACAUGUCAGACAUCACGUCUAAGACAGCGGAGAGAUCACCAUACAUCCUGGUCUGCUUCCAGGAGUGUGAACGUAUGAACACGCUCAUCUACGAGAUACGCCGCUCACUCAAAGAGCUGGACCUGGGGCUGAAGGGUGAGCUGGCGAUCUCCUCAGAGAUGGAGCAGAUCCAGGCGGCUCUGUUCUUCGAUAACGUCCCAGACACCUGGACCAAACUGGCCUACCCCUCUACUUACAGCCUUGCCCAGUGGUAUAAUGACGUGUUGCUGCGCUGCAGAGAGCUGGACAGCUGGACACAGGACCUGGCUCUGCCCACCGUCAUCUGGUUGUCUGGACUCUUCAACCCACAGUCCUUCUUAACAGCGGUGAUGCAGUCUCUGGCUCGUAAGAAUGAGUGGCCGUUAGAUAAGAUGAACCUGACUGUGGAUGUGACUAAGAAAUUUAAGGAAGAGUUCAACCAGCCGGCCAGAGAGGGAGCAUACGUAUACGGACUAUACAUGGAAGGUGCAAGAUGGGACACUCAGGGUGGGGUGAUCGCCGAGGCUCGUCUGAAGGAGUUAACCCCCUCCAUGCCGGUCAUCUCAGUCCGAGCCGUACCGAACGACAGACAGGAGACGCGUAACAUCUACGAGUGUCCCCUGUACAAGACCAAGCUGAGAGGAACCACGUAUGUCUGGACCUUCAGCCUCAAGACCAGAGAGAGACCAGCCAAGUGGGUACUGGCUGGGGUGGCCCUGCUGCUCAGUGUGUAGAGGCAAGGGUUAAGGGGGUGAGGAGGGAGACCAGCCAAGUGGGUACUGGUUGGAACGAAGCAAUGUCGUUUUUUCAUUCGCUAUUCCUAGGGUGUGUAUUAUGUUGCUAAGUGUGAGAGAAGUUAUUUUAUGUAAAAUACAUGCGUGUUACUACAUAAUCCCUAGAACCAGGUUUUAUGUUACUAUAGAAAUAUAAAAGGAAUUUGUAUAGUACUGUUUUAGCACCUGAAAGCUAUAUGAAAAUGUAUUCAUCUAUUUGACAUUUUUUCAUAUGACUUAGUAAGAAUAGAAAUAAAAAUCUGUAUUUUUCAGGAAUUUAUUGAAAAACAAUACAGUACAAGCUGCAAAAUAGUUUCACACAUUUGAUCACAGUAAGAACCCAUUAAUUCAAAGCUUAGUAUUUUGAACAAAUCAACUGUAUCGUCUAACAAGUGUACAAGUCGAAAAGCAGAAAACAUUGGAUGGUACCCUUUACCUAGGCCUAGCCUCUACUGAUGAGUGAUGUUCAAGUGCUCUAUGGUCUAUGUAACACUUGUUAAUAUGGCACAUCAGUUACAUGUCACUUUAAAAGCUUCAAUGGGCACAAUUUCCCAAAAGCAGCUUCAGGCUAAGUUCAUCCUUACAAGCAUAGGAUCCUAUAGUUUUAAACUAUGAACGUUACGAUGAGCUUUAUUACGAUGCUUUUGGGAAACCGGGCCUAGAACAACAUGACAGAUAGCAGGAGGAAUUCCACACUGCUCAUAAUUCGUCACUAUUAUGCCCCACAGUCCUCACACACAGGGGCGUGUAUACAUUUGGCUUCAAUU